Messenger RNA from Puntigrus tetrazona (Sumatra barb), 2187 nucleotides. RefSeq lists its product as uncharacterized. Gene Ontology annotation, molecular function: nucleic acid binding. The transcript has 8 exons. Lineage: Eukaryota; Metazoa; Chordata; Actinopteri; Cypriniformes; Cyprinidae. Bases 208 to 2091 code for a protein of 627 amino acids. The record is from RefSeq and is a predicted model, not a curated record.
GAGAAGAAAGAAUGUGUUACAGUGUGUGUCUGACUGGAGUGAGGCGUGAGAUAAAAUUUACUGAGGUAGACAAAAGACACUUUGCAUUGGGAGUCAAUAUUCUGUCUGUGUGCUUCUGAUAGUGUUCAAACUGUAGUUUUUGGAGUUCAUCUGAAAUGACGAUCAGGAGGAACAUUUGAAGAGUUCUAAAAUCUCAAGUAAUAAAUAAUGAAGAAUUCACUCCAAAGAAAAAUAACCUCCAACUCAACUUUAACUAAAGCCAACGUACGUCCACAUGCUGCUCAAAUCAAUCCCAGGCCAGUGUGUGUGUCUCAGACGAGCGGCGUUUUCUCCAGUGCGCCACCACUGUUUGGAACAGCACAAGCGUUCCUGUUGAGACUAGCCCAACUAGAAGCUCAGCUAGUUUUGAGCCUGAUUAGUAAUGUUGCAGCUGGGAAUAAUGGGAACCCUCUUGUUCCUUUAAAUCUCUUACCUCCUGUUGGAAUUCAAAGAUCCUCAUUUUUAAGCAUGUACCAGCACCCAGGGGGUUUUAAACACACCAACUCAAUUCCUCACGUGGUCAGUCACCCCUCGACAACAGUCACUGAAAUGAAUUCAGUCACUGCCAAUAAAGAGAGUGCUGCACUUCUACCAAAAGAGAUUAUUCAGGAGAAAACAUUAAGUCCCAUCAUACAUAAUAACACAACAUUGCCACUGCCGACAUCUGAGGAAUCUCUUUUUAAAUCCAGCUCUAACCAUCUUGGCAAACAUUUCGCCUUAAAACCACAUAUGAGUUGUUCUCAAUACCAGUCAGUGACAGCCAAAGCAACGAUGCCUCCUGAAAGACCACAGACUGAAGAGGGAGAGCCAAAGCAACAAACAAUGCUGCAGUAUCCAACAGAAAAUCUGAUCAAAGCUUUAACCAGCCUCGGCCUUUCUCUUGAGGAUCUGGAAUUACUCAGUCACUGCCCAGACAACCAGUUAACAGCAGAGAAUCUCCCCUUCAUUAUACAAGACAUUCAAAAGCGCAAAGAAACAAAGGACAGUAAAUGUGGCCGUGCUAGAUGGAUCUCAUCUGCUCAAGUGAAAUCAUCCAAAGAUUCAUCACACACUUAUGGGGAACAGAGGAAUCUGAGGAUUGUGAAUGGAAGAGGAUCAAAUUCCUUCCUAAAGAGGCUGCAGCAAGGCACCAGCUGGAGGCCUGCUUCGGUCUAUUUUCCCCCUCGAUCAAAAAGCAACAUAAGGCACAGCGCUGUCUCUUCAGACUGUAAUAAAGCAAGACAUUAUGCUACACAAGGACCCUUGUCCUCUCCACACAGAUCCAACACUUACAACGCCAUGACAAAAGGUCAUAGGCAGUCUUCCUUUCCAGUUAAAUCUGCAAAAUCGGAAGAAACCGCUGAAUCCUUCGCCAUUCAGAUGCCAGUCACUCAGACAACUGCAAAACCACAAGCAAAUACUCAGAAGGGUGUGAUUCGUGUUUCUGGAAUCCCUCUUGAUUACUCUGAGAGCGAACUCAGCAAAAUGGCAUCUCCGUUUGGUCACUCUGUUGAGGUUUUGAUGGCAACCGAGAUUGACACGACGACCUGUCUAGAACGCAAGAAGCUUGUGUGUGUGUGUGUGUGUUUUUUGCAGGCUUUAUUGAUGUUUCCAACUGACUUCUCAGCUAAGGAGAUGGUGAAGGUUUACUCUGCUAUCCCCGUUCACAUGAGACAGCAACGUUUGGAGCUUGUGUCCCAAACCGUUGUCUUUAGCUCACCUGUGUCAGUGUUUCAUGCUUUUGUGGGACCCUCAUUAUCAAAUGGGCUGCUGGCGGCUUUGGACCGUUUGCUGGUUGUAUGCAAUGUUCCCAAUCAGCCCAGUGCUGCUAUAGGUGUGCUACGGCUGCUAAAGCCUUUUGGACAAGUUUUCAGAGCUCUGGUACUUCAUGGAAACAAGGCGGAUGUUGAUCAGUGCCUUGGGAACCAUAGCAGCAUCCAGAUGGUUUUAGAGAUGGAAUCCGCUUCUGUUGCUUUAUCUGUAUAUGAGUGGUCUCGAAAAAUUCCUUGUUUUUAUCACAACUGUCAUCUGUCUUUCCUCAGAGGAUGUAAUAUACAGAAAAAAUGCAUCUGAGGGCAAUUCAGCCUAAUAUCCUCAUCGGUUUGUCCCCUUAAAAAUAUUAUAGAUUUUCAUCUUUGUAAUAAAAUACAAUGAAACAAGGCCAUUGAA